AUGGCCUCUCAAGCAAAUACCGGUCAGGUUCUCUGCGAGAACUGCCAAUGGAUUCGUUUAGAUGACAGCCUUCUUGAUGGCUUUGCUGGCGAGUCAGAAGAUGGCUAUUCAGUGCUGGAGUUCGAGUCGGGUAAUCAACCUAAAAGAUUCGAAGUAGCAUAUUAUUAUGAAGAUCUACUCCCAGAUCUCCCAGGCCUUCUACAAUCCCACCAGAAUACGCAGUGCACAUUCUGUCAUUACCUCCGGGAAGCAAUUCUUCACGCCAAAAUCGAGAAAUCGGGCGAGAUUUCAAUAAGCGUACAGUACAGGUGGUUUAUUGCCCAGGAAAUGUUUAGCAUAACUCACAAAGAUCAUGAGAAUCUUUCCUGUGUGAGUGUGACUUUGACAAGCGCUCAAGAAUCCUGGGAAAAACAUCUUUUCUUCAAGGUCGAGUCAAGUGAAGUUCGCGUUGCUCGCUGGCUGGGAAUUCACCGUUGUCCAGAAUCUGAAGUCUGGUGCCCCAAGAAUAUCGAAUGGGUUCAAGUCCUGCUGAAAUAUACAAGUAAUGUAGGUCCGUCGACGACCCUAAGAGGUCUUCCUACCCGUUUGAUUGAUGUAGGAGAGACCUGGGCGUGCAGCCCUCGGUUAGUGCAUACCGCAGAUCUAGGACAACAGCAUGUCAGAUACUGCGCUCUUAGCUACUGCUGGGGGGAUGCGAAGGAUGCUGAGACGCAGCUAAAGACGACAAAAGAGUCGAUAUCAGAGUUUUGCCUCGGCAUCCCAGAGUCAAAGAUGACACAGGUGAUGAAAGAUACUGUGGAGGUUUGCCGAGCCCUGAACGUUCGAUACAUGUGGAUUGAUGCCCUUUGCAUAAUCCAAGGCGACAAAGACGACUGGGAAAGAGAGAGCGGCCAGAUGAGCAUGGUGUAUGGCAACGCCUAUCUGACACUCUGCGCUCUCUCUUCCAAUUCUACUCACCAGACCUUUCUGGGCCGGGAUACUCACAUUUUCGAGUUCAACUUUGAGUCUAAAAUCGAGACAUCUAUACGUGGCAGAGUUCAGCUGAGUUUCCGCGGAAAUAUGUUUAAAACGAUGCAUACGGACUUUUUCAUGUCUGAUCCUGCAGUCGAUCUAGAAUGUGCCUGGUCUGAACGAGGUUGGACAUUCCAAGAGGACAUUUUGGCUCCCAGGAAACUACUUUUUGGGAGAUCAAUGUUAUACUUUCAGCACGGGCGUUGCGUCUAUCGGGAGGAUGGGGAAAAAGUGUUGAAUUGGCAAGAUAAAUCUUUUUCGAAUAUAGUGACCAACAACAUCCCAGAGUCUUCUUAUCGGGCGUGGAACGAAUUACUUCGGGGAUAUGACACGCGCGAGUUCACAAACCAAGCAGAUGCUCUGCCUGCGAUAUCAGGCCUUGCGAGAGUAUUCAACAAAGCAAGACAAGACACCUAUCUCGCCGGACUAUGGAGAAAAGAUAUUUUAAGGGGUGUGCUAUGGGCUACGCCAAAGACGGAAAUGGAUAAAACGACCCUUCUGCGGAAGUUGGCUUCCCCAGAAAUCUACAUUGCUCCGUCAUGGAGCAAUUUACGCAGUCGUUUUCCCACGGUAGAAGGGAUAGGGGGGUGGAACUUUCCCUACAAAGAAACCCACGUCAUCAGCGAGGUAGUAAAUUUGGAGGCCUCGACAUGCCCCGAUGGUUUGGAUCCGUAUGGAAGGAUAAAAUCCGGAGCACUGCGGAUGUCUGCACGGCUGAAACCCGUAGCAGAGUAUAGAUUUCUCUCAGGGCCACAUAAUGGUCAAAUGUGGAUUACAUAUGACGAGGAAGUUUAUUGCGCAACCUGCAAUCUCGACUAUCAAGGCCAGGGUAAUGUUUUACCGGGCGAUGGAACGGCCCUGCUCUUCUUGUCGAGCGCAUGCUGUGCCAAUGAACCGCCCCGUCGGUUUCUUUAUCUCAGCAAGACAGAAAUGGUCUCACAACUAGCUAAUGCUGGUUAUCCUGACAAUUAUGACGGCAGUCUUCGCAGUCUAAGCAAAGAACAAAGGGAUAGCAUUGGAUUGCAUGACAUCCUCGAUGAAUCCGACAGCCAUUUAACAAAGUAUCGAGGAGCCAAUCCUAAUCCAUGCGAAUGCUACAAAUCUAAACAACGUACUUGUCGCAAUUCUCACGAUCAGUGCCGCGCCUGUCGUCACUGCAAGCGCUGCUGCACCCAACCAAGACGAGGGAUCAAUGCCCAUGCAUGGGGUCUGAUUGUUCAUCCAACUGGGACACCAGGGCAGUUCUAUCGAGUAGGCGUCUUUACAUCGAGGGCUUUGGGACCGAACAGCUCCAGCGGAACAAAUGCAUUUCAAGGGCUGCCGUUUGAGGAAGUCGAGAUCAUCUGA
Molecule: messenger RNA, 2358 nt
Organism: Clonostachys byssicola
Lineage: Eukaryota; Fungi; Ascomycota; Sordariomycetes; Hypocreales; Bionectriaceae
Source: the annotation of a GenBank genome assembly